Molecule: messenger RNA, 672 nt
Organism: Puccinia graminis f. sp. tritici CRL 75-36-700-3
Lineage: Eukaryota; Fungi; Basidiomycota; Pucciniomycetes; Pucciniales; Pucciniaceae
Exons: 3
Coding region: 182-328 (48 amino acids)
Source: RefSeq, a predicted model, not a curated record
UCGAAAACUUCAGAAAACCUUCGGACCGCGAUCAGAAAAUCCAUCAAAGCGUACAUCGCCAGCAGGCAACAAACUUUCCAGCGGUUCUAUCGAUCAAUCCAGCCACCCAAGUUGCUUAUUGAAGGUCGAAAGCUAACCGAAUCUUCCGAUUCUUGCAAGUAGUUCUCGUCUGAUUUCCAUCAUGUUCGCAGGUCAACCAGCUCCUUCGCCAGCCCAGAUCGCUCUCGCCCAAGCAGAUGCCCGGAGAACUAUGAAGGGAUUCGUGUACACGAUCCUUACCAUUCGUGCCAUUCCUUUCGUAUUCGAUUACAUCGGAAGCUGGCUGUAAGACCAAGGAUAUGAUCUUCACCCCUCAGCAGAACAAAAAUUAAGGUCAUCCCAUGACGAACGAUGCCCGAUGUAAACGCUAAAAAAAACCAAUGGUAGCAAUCAGACAAAUCUUCCGAAACUUUGCAGCUAUCCGCCCUGAUACUCAGACACUGGCUAGCUCACUAAGAUGAAUGAAUGCGAAUAUGUGGGAUGUUGUUUUUUUUUAAGAUUGAGCCAGGAUCUACAUAAGCAGCCAAUAUACCUCUCAUGCGUCAUUCUGAGGCUCAGUGAUUAUGACCAUUGGAUUGCUCAAGCUCCACUUUCAGAAAUCAUACACGAAAGGCAAGUCAUUCUAGUCUCGUG